AUGGAGUGCAGACAAAUUCCUGCUAAAGACACCUCUGUGUGGUACAGAAAAUUUAUGACAGAAUAUCUAUCUGACCUACAAACACUGCAUGAAUUUAAGACACUGUUGGGUCUGUAAGUUCAGAUUCAAAAGGCCAGUCAUCAUGUUGACCAAGUUUGUAAUAUCUUUGACAUGAACAAAGAUGUAUUUAUUGACUUUUUAGAGUUUAUUGCUUCCAUAAAUCUGGUUGUACUAGGAAAAGUGGAGCAAAAAUUAAAAUGGUAUUUUAAGCUAUAUGAUUCUAAUGGAAAUGGCUCUACUAACAAAAAGGAACUACUGAACAUCUGCAUGGCCCCAAAACAGUUAAAUGGGGAAAAGACCGUCUUUUUUAACAAAUGGUACUGGCAUAACUGGAUAUCCAUCUGCAAAAAAAUGAAACAAGAGCCAUAUCUCAUACCAUGCACAAAAACUAACUCAAAAUGGACCAAAGACCUAAAUAUAAACUCUGAAACAAUAAAGAUCAUGGAAGAAAACAUAGGGACAAUGCUAGACAUAAAAGAGAGAAGUGGACAGAAAGCUGUGGGACCUCCUAUCACCAAGAAAGUAGUGCCAGGGGCACAGCGUGUCCUUUGGACCCGGGGUCCUUGCACUGAGAAUCUCCUAGACCAGGGGAAGAUUGAUGACAAGACAUUCCCCAAGAGCCGACAGAGACAGAAAGACUUCCCUGGAGCUGGCACCCUGAAUUUGGACUUCUAG
Messenger RNA from Loxodonta africana (African savanna elephant), 735 nucleotides. It is a transcript of the gene GUCA1C, whose product is annotated as guanylate cyclase activator 1C. NCBI's taxonomy places the organism in Eukaryota, Metazoa, Chordata, Mammalia, Proboscidea, Elephantidae. Gene Ontology annotation, molecular function: calcium ion binding; calcium sensitive guanylate cyclase activator activity. The record is from RefSeq and is a predicted model, not a curated record. The transcript is spliced from 5 exons.